Messenger RNA from Paramacrobiotus metropolitanus, 3294 nucleotides. RefSeq names its product striatin-interacting protein 1 homolog. Gene Ontology annotation, cellular component: cytosol. Lineage: Eukaryota; Metazoa; Tardigrada; Eutardigrada; Parachela; Macrobiotidae. Gene Ontology annotation, biological process: cytoskeleton organization. The record is from RefSeq and is a predicted model, not a curated record.
CAGAGUUUGUUUUGACAUGCAUUCUGCCUUUUUAAAGAUUUCUCAUUUGUUUUGGAAACAGGUGAAACUUGUACGUAUUAUCGUUUUUUCAAUAUUGGAACAGUCGUUUUGGAAGGUGUAAUCUGGUCGACUGUAUUGGUUUUAAAUGUCUCGUAAUCGUCACGAUACUUGACCGUACUACACUUAUUUUGAGCGAAAGUCUGCCGCAAUGUCCGACGAGAACGACGGCGCCCGCAGUCCCCCCAGUCCAGGCAUCUACACACGCCAGCUGGCCCAUGCGCCCGUCUUCCAGUUCGAGCCGCUGACACUGACGACGGUGGACAGUGGGGAUGCUGGGGAGGACAGCACCGACGCCGUGGGUGUCAGCACCAUUUCGGGCAGUGUGGCGGCGGGCGAGCGGACGUUGCCCAUGUCCAGCAGUCCGUUCGGGGGCGCUGGGGCCGUGCCCGAGAUUCCGGAUAUUGUGUCCAGCAGUAGUGGAUCAGCACGCUUCAGUAUCGGCGGAUCUUGGGGCUCCAGUCGAUCGAGUCGGGACUCCAAUAACGGGGAAGCUGACUAUCAGAACAUUGGCUCAGAAAGCGAACCAGAUUUGGUGUACGCUUAUGACGAUGCCGAUGUGUUGUCGGUGGAGCUGGGUGAAUUGUACAGCUAUUCCGAAAUUGGUGAUUUCCUUCUAACGGAACAUGCUUUCUUUGAUAUCUGGACUAACUGGUGUUCCGGCCGUCAGUUUGAAAACUGCGGAGAAAUCAGACUCUCGAACAGCGGAUCGUUAGACAGUCCUGUCAAAAUCGAAUAUGCAUGGGAUUUUUUGAAUGCCAAAGAAAAGGACUGCUUUGCUGAGUUUCUUCUGGAGCAGUGCGAGCGGUCGGAGCCGGCCGUUCGGAAUAAAGUGCUAAAAGCGGUACUGCAUCUUCUUCAAGGCUGUUUUGUGAUUCCGCAUGGUCCUGACGUUUUGCAAGUCGGUCGUGACAAUGCUUUCCGAUUCUACCGUCUUGGAGCGCUCCAGACUUUUGUCCAGCUGUUGUUUUUGGAAGCUGAUGCUCCGCGAAAUCUGCUUCGCACGCCGGCUCUUUCCAUUGCUGAUAGUCAUAAUCUCCGCAUUAUCUGCAACAUUCUCUAUCACAUGAUUGAACUGAUUCGUACGCCAAGCACAAAGGAUACUCCUAUGGAUAUUCAGCUGCGAACGGAUUUUGCGGACGACCUCGGCAGCGUGGUUUUCGGGAAGACUAUCUUUAUUGGCCACCUGUUUGAUCUUUUUAUGCGCUACGCCAGUGGUCUAGCUCCGCAUUUUCCUCUAAAGAAAAUACUGUUAUUGAUUUGGAAAACUCUUCUGAUGACAUGUGGCGGUGCUGAUGAAUUAAGGAGAGUAAAGAACGUUGCCCGAAAGAAAGCCGGACUUCCUCCCGUUACUGAAGAUACCCUGGAAGUGGCCAAGCGUCUUCGCGCAUGCACCCCGCCGCUUUCGGUUUCGGACAUGAUGGAAGGUGGGAAGGGCCGGCAAGCGCGGUCUCUCGCGAAAUACAAAGGGCAACCGGCGAAGGAUGCUGAUGGAGCGUUCUGGUUCACGAAUGUUUCCGAAAGCGACGAUCCACCCGGCAUAGAUGCCACACUGGAAGAUCGUGACGAUAAAGAAGACCUGGAGGUGAAGCACAUUGAACAUCCAACAAAGCGGACCGAUUCGCAUCCGGAAGCAUUUACGCCUCGCCCCGAAACUGUGCUGUCCAAAUGUCUUCCAUGGACACCGAAAAUUCGAGAGGAAGAUAUUCAUCGGUUUAUCUAUCUGUCGCGGGAGAAGUAUGUGGGUUUAAAUUUACCAGAAGAUACCCGGACGUUGAUUGGAUUACCUAAACCGAUUGAAGAGAGUAUUCAAGUCAUGCAGAAAUAUGUUUACAUCCUCAGCGAUGUGCAGACUCGCAAGGAGGAAGGAAUUUCUAAGUAUCCCAUGUCACAGAAGGAGGAUGUUUUUGAAGAAACUCCUGUGGAACGUAUUUACCAGGCAUUGCUCCCACAAAUUGGAAACCAAAUUAUCGGACUACUGAAGGUGUUACUGGCUUGCUCACCAACAAGCAAACCCAAAACAGAAUCUCUGAAUGUUCUCACUGACGUGAUGCCUGAGACGAUGCCCACAACGAUGAUCCAAACAAUGAAAAUGGGAAUGGAUACCAACCGGCAUAAGGAAAUCAUCGUUAAAGCUAUAAGCAGUACGAUAUUGUUGUUGUUAAAGCAUUUUAAAAUCGGCCACGUUUAUCAGUUUGAAACGGUGUCUCAGCAUCUGGUUAUGGCUAACUGCAUGGCGCUGAUACUCAAAUUUUUGAACCAAAAUAUCUUGGGAUAUGUUUUGGCACGUAAUGAGAUCCCAGUCUUGAGCUAUCCAUCGAUGUUGUUUAUGGCAAGCUACGAACUGACCAAAGAGGAUAUGGAGGCAUCUGACCAGAGCUUGUCGUGGCGGAACCUGCAUUCGUGUAUUAAUCUAAUUCGAAUUCUGAAUAAAAUUGCCAAAUGGAAACGUUCGAGGAUUCUCGUACUGGUUUUGUUCAAAUCGGCGGCCAUUUUGAAAAGAGCUCUCCGUAUUCGUCAUCCUGUGAUGCAGCUGUAUACACUGAAGGCUUUAAAAAUACAGUCUAAAUUUCUUGGACGGCAGUGGCGCCGGUUGAAUAUGAAAACCAUGUCGGCCAUUUAUGAGAAAGUCCGCCAUCGGUUAAUGGAUGAUUGGGCGUAUGGAAAUGUUCCCGAGCACGAAGUGAAGAAGGUGGACUGCCAGUUAGAGGAGCGAAAGAUGCGCGUGACCCUGGAUAUUUUUAAUAAUCGCCGCUAUCAUGAUCUCCUUCGUCCCAGUGUUGCUUAUGUUCAACCAGGUUUGGAAGAAUUUCAACCGGUGGAUUCGUCUUUGUCCCGGGCGUUGUCCAUGCGUGUCCGGCUGCCUGUGCAUUUCCAUAUGGACUACGAGGGCUGGUUGGAACGAGAGGUUUUCCAGUCUGAAAUCGAUUGGGAUCAGCUCAUUGAUGCUCGAUAUAUCGGUUAAGAUAUGCGCUUUGUCGAUUAUGGUAUGUCUGUUCACCGUCUGUUGAUUGGUAUACUUCCUGUUACUGCCCUGGGUUUUUUCUUUUUGUUUAUACGUUACCGUAAGUUAAUUAUAAUUUUCAUCCUAUCUUGUGACCUUUCAGAAAUUCAGUUACCUUAUUGUAAAAAGACAGUUUUUCCACCUGUAUUUUAUUGUGUGCUAGUCUGUCUUGAUAAAGUUUAUAUUGUAUAGUUUCGCUUUGGCUCACUCCACCAAAUGAAAAACGUUAAUUA